UGGUAAUGUGAAUUAAAAUCCAACCAAAUUCAUUCAUUCUAAAAUUUAUAUAUAAAGUCAUCCGAACAAUCAAAUGUACUAUUUAUUUCACGUAAAAUUUUUCAUAUUAGCUAUUACUUCUAAUUCAUAAAUGGCUGAAUUAGUUGGAACAUGGAAAUAUCUUGAAAGUACCAACGUGAAAGAAUUGUCUAGUGAAUUAGGAACUCCUAAUGAUGUAUUUAAUGUUAUCAAUAAAAUGAAAUCAAAUAUGAUCAUAGAUUUGGGUGAUAAUGAAGUACGCAUAAAAAUGAUAAUAGGUGAUGAAGAACUGGAUCAAUCAUUUGAAUUGGGUCAAGAAGUUGAAGAAUUAACAUUUGAUGGACGAAUAGUUCGAGCUAUUGUAACCAUUGAAUCAGACAAGAAAAUGGUACAUGUACAAAAACAUGGCUUUACAGAAACUGUCAUUACACGUGAAGUUGAUGGUGACACUUUGAUAACAACAAUAAAAUCUCAGCAACAUGUAGCAACUAUCAAAUAUCAACGUGUUUGACUUGAUCAUUAGUAAAUGUUCAAAUUCCACUGUUUAGUACUUUAAAUAAAUUAUAUUAAAAUAAAUAAACAUAUGAUAUUAUACUACAAUUUAUUUGUAUUACUUAUUAGUUACAAUGAAAUUGUUUAUUUAUACCUUACAAUAACUACUCAAUCAAUAUAACUUUGAUAA
Schistosoma rodhaini is the source of this 700-nucleotide messenger RNA. The record is from the annotation of a GenBank genome assembly. NCBI's taxonomy places the organism in Eukaryota, Metazoa, Platyhelminthes, Trematoda, Strigeidida, Schistosomatidae.